Messenger RNA from Prunus mume (Japanese apricot), 2403 nucleotides. NCBI's taxonomy places the organism in Eukaryota, Viridiplantae, Streptophyta, Magnoliopsida, Rosales, Rosaceae. The record is from RefSeq and is a predicted model, not a curated record.
AUGUCGUUGUACGAAGCGUUGGCUAAUACUACGGUGACAAUAUGCACCGAUCUUCCGUUUCGUGUAAAUUCGCUUGGGUUGUGGAACAGAUCGGAAAGGUGGACGGUGAAUGCUACUACUCCGUUGGUGAAUUUCUCGUUUCCUCUGCAGAAUUACACGAUGCCAAUCCUGGAGUUUGAAAUGACUCUCAUGUUUGUUCUCACCGAGCUCACCCAUCUCUUUCUCAAGAUCUUUGGCCUUCCUGCUUUGGCCGCUCAACUUGUGGCAGGAAUACUCCUUGGUGAUGCAGGACUUUCCCGAAUAGUCAAAUCAUCUAGUCAUCACGAUGUGAAUCCCAUAUUUCCUUUUGCCAAUCAAGAAAUACUCAACAUAAUGUCUCUAUUUGGCUACAUAUUUUUUUCCUUCUUGAUCGGAGUCAAAUUGAACUUGGGGUUAAUACCUAAAUCCGGAAAAAAAGCCCUCUACACGGGCGCAUUAAGCCUGUCAGUGCCUAUAGUAGCCGGCGUCGGUACCAUAAUCCUCCUUCACUCUAAAUGGUUCUUAAAUGGACAAGAAAUUGUGCAGCUUGCGUUUCUAACAGCAAUGCACUCUCUAACUCCCUCUCCCGUCGUAGUUUGUCUUCUCACCGAUCUCAAAAUCCUGAACUCCGAGCUUGGCCGGUUAGCGUUGUCUUCGGCUCUUGUCAGCGACCUCUGUAGCAUUGCCAUCACCAGCGUUGCAGCAAUGGCAGCAGCUGUGCAACAAAAUAUCCUCAAAGGGAUACGGGACAUAGUGGUAAUGGUAGCCUACACUUUAUUUGUUUGGCUUGUUUUUCGACCAUUUAUGUUUUGGAUUGCUAAACGAACACCUAAAGGCAAGCCUAUCAAAGACUCGUACGUUGUCCUAAUCAUGUUGGCUUUUCUCGGAUCUGCGUUGCUUUCCAAUUGGUGUGAGCUGUCUUUUAUCAUCGGACCUUUGAUGUUGGGUUUUGCCGUGCCAGAUGGGCCACCAGUAGGAGCUACUUUGGUCAACAAGUUUGACUUUAUGGUCAAUAGGGUUUUUAUGCCAGUUUUUGCGACCACGUCCAUGAUGAGGGUUACAAUGUCCCUGCCUAAGGCUCACAAAAGGACAGUUUUAGCCGCCACAAUUGUUACUUCUGUAGUUUACUGCAGCAAAUUUGUAGCUUCUUUGGUGAUCCCUUUGUGUUGCAAGAUGCAUAUGAGGGAUGCUAUAGCGCUGGCUCUCAUUUUGUGUAGCAAAGGCGUUGUUGAGUUAGGCGCGUACACCUUUGCUAGCGACACUUGGAUAAUAUUUUCCGAAGUCUUUGAUUAUAUGAUGUUAACCGUUGUGUUAUGUGUACUCAUCGUCCCACCUCUUAUAAGACUCUUGUACGAUCCUAAGAGAAAAUACGUAGGCUAUCAAAAAAGAAACCUUAUGCAUUGGAAACCCAAUUCCGAGCUCCGAAUCCUUGCAUGCAUCAACAGAGCUGAUAACACCCCUGCCAUAAUUAACUUUCUUGAUGCUUCGUGCCCAACCCGGGAUAGCCCCAUUGCCGUCUAUGUUCUUCACCUCGUCAAGCUAGUUGGUCGAGCCGCCCCCAUCCUAAUUUCCCACAAUCUACAAAAGAUAACCCUUUCAAACAAUUCACUCUCUGAGAACGUCAUUAUUUCCUUCUCCAACUUUCAGAGAGACAACGAAGGAGCUAUUUUUGCACAAGUCUUUACGGCAAUCACUCAACCACACUACAUGCACGACGACAUAUGCACCCUCGCUAUAGACAAAGCAACGUCCCUUAUAAUCCUCCCAUUCCAUCGAAAGUGGUCGAGAGUCAACGGGUCAAUUGAGUCAGAAAACCAAAACACAAGGACACUCAAUUGUAGAGUGCUCGAAACAGCGCCGUGCUCGGUUGGCAUCCUUGUCAACCGUGGUCACGUAAAAUACACCAACUCCUUAGCAUCACCUAACGAAGCGUACCGAGUUGCAUUGAUUUUUCUCGGAGGAAGCGAUGACAGGGAGGCGCUUACCCUUGCGAAGCGCAUGGCUAAGGACGCGUACAUCAGCCUGACGGUGAUUCGGUUAGUCGAUGCAUCCGGGGAUGAAGACGGGAACAACAAAUGGGAGUGGGUGCAGGACAAUGAGAUGUUGAAGGAAAUGAAGUAUAAUGGCGCGGGGUACGUGAGUUAUGUGGAGCAGAUUGUAGAGGACGGGAUUAAAACGACAAGGAAAAUACGGUCGUUGAUGGAUGAAAGUGAAUACGACAUGUUCAUAGUUGGGAGAAGAUAUAAUGUGAGCAGCCCUCAGACUUCGGGUCUUGAUCAAUGGAGUGAGUUUCCGGAGCUUGGGGUUAUUGGAGAUAUGCUUUCGUCGACGGACUCUCGCUGCAAAUCUAGUGUCUUGGUCAUUCAGCAACAACAACAACGUUAG